AUGGGACUCGAGCUUUAUAGAAAAGCCAAAGUUGACAAGUAUGAUGAGGUCGUGUCUGUGUACAACAAGGCACUGCUUAGCGAGGUGGUUAUACCUAUCAUUGAUCAAACUCUAGCAAAUAAUUUUGUUAGCACAGCGGCCUUGGACACCAAGAUUACAAUGCAUUUGAUGAUAUUUAUGAGUAGGAAGAAAGGCGAAGAAGAUUUAGCUCUCGCGAAAUGGAACGAAUGGAAGACAAAAACAUAUCCUGCUCUCGUGGAAGUAGUACAGCGCAAUAACUCAUAUAAAGUGGAUGGCCUGGAUGGAAAUCUAGCUGCCACAAAAGCCAUUCAAGAACAUGUCAUCAAAAACAUCAAAACCAGUUGCUGUGGAAUUGCUUCACGUUUGGGUAUGUCGUACAUUGGGGCUUACAGUCUAGAAGAUGCAAAACCCCAAGACAUGGGCAUCUUGACACGACCGAAUACCCGGCCCCAAACCACUCCCAUUACUGUCACAGUAGGCACAAGUAGCACUGUGACAAGUACUGUCACAGAUAGUCAAAGUUGGGGUGUGAACGCUGGAGUCGAAGUCGGUUACAAAUGGGGAGUCAAAGACAGCUGGGAAGCCAACUUGAAGGCAACAUUCAAUGGAAACUUUUCCACGAUAAAGUCUCGUUCUGAGUCCACCACUUACACCUCCACGACGUCUGCACAGCUUACACUCCCUGCUAAUCGCGUAAACUGUGUCAAUCAGAUGGUUUUUGAUCAAAGAACUUCGUUACCAUAUACUGCCAAAGUCAAGGUUGUCCCGAGAUUGAGAUUUCAAAACGGGUUUGCUAUAUGGGGUGGCGGGGGAAGCUACGCCUCAAACCCCAACACAGCUGCACGGAAGCCUGCCUUCAAACAAUCAGACAGAGUUUAUUGUUCGGAUUACCAGAGCACUUUUGAAUUUAGACGAACUGAUGAGAUCCGGGAUGAUGCUCUAGCUAACGCGGAUCCUUGGGAGUGGACACUAGCGAUGCAACGCACUGCACUCGGAUACUACCUUGAUGAGCUUACCGAAGCAUCAAAGUAUGAAGUCUACGUCAAAGGCAAAUGGGAAGGCAUUACUGGCAAGUAUGCAGUCACGACUGUAACGCCUAAGAAUACUCUGACCACAUUACUCCCUCCUUCUUAA
Messenger RNA from Botrytis porri, 1155 nucleotides. RefSeq lists its product as uncharacterized. Gene Ontology annotation, cellular component: extracellular region. NCBI's taxonomy places the organism in Eukaryota, Fungi, Ascomycota, Leotiomycetes, Helotiales, Sclerotiniaceae. The transcript is spliced from 10 exons. The record is from RefSeq and is a predicted model, not a curated record. Bases 1 to 1155 code for a protein of 384 amino acids.